CAGACAGGAGCUGCUAGUUUGGACCAUGCAGUCCGGGCUCUGCAAGCUGGCGGUUCUGAUGGCACUGCUGCACCUUGCGCUGUCGCUCGACUUCCAGCAUCACCGGUACCCAGAACUGGUCAGUGCACUGCUCCAGGUCCAAUCCGCGUGUCCGUUCAUCAGCCGCCUCUACAGCAUUGGCCGCAGCGCCCAGGGCCGGCACCUCUAUGUCCUGGAACUCAGUGAUAACCCCGGCAUCCAUGAGCUGCUGGAACCAGAGUUCAAGUAUGUUGGCAACAUGCAUGGCAACGAGGUGCUGGGCCGUGAGCUGCUGAUCCAGUUGGCACAGUACCUGUGUGAGGAGUACAACCGCAGAAACCCACGCAUUACCCAUCUCAUCCACGAAACCCGGAUACACAUCCUACCCUCCAUGAACCCCGAUGGGUAUGAGGUGGCAGCUGAUCAGGGCUCAGAGGCAAACACUUACCUGAGUGGCCGAGCCAAUGCCCGAGGAGUGGACCUGAACCGCAACUUUCCCGACCUCCACCUGGCCUUUCACAAGCUGAAAGGCCGGAACCAUCAUGUCUCGCUUGACGAUAACUGGCAGGAACAGACUGAGCAGGAGACCUAUGCAGUUAUCCGAUGGAUGCAGAGCUAUAACUUUGUCUUGUCAGCCAACAUGCACGGAGGGGCCGUGGUGGCAAACUACCCAUUUGACAAGGCUAAGGAACCCAUUGGUCGCAGCCCAUACAGAAGAAUCAUCUCCACCACACCUGACCAUAAGCUCUUCCAGAAGCUCGCGAAGGUUUACUCGUACUCUCAUGGUUGGAUGCACAAUGGAUCCAACUGCGGAGACUAUUUUCCUGAGGGCAUCACAAAUGGAGCCAGUUGGUACUCACUUUCCAGAGGAAUGCAGGACUUCAACUAUCUCCACACCAACUGUUUCGAAAUCACACUGGAACUGAGCUGCAAGAAAUUCCCGCCACAGCAUGAGCUGCAGAGAGAAUGGUAUGGGAAUCGUGAGGCAUUGCUGGCAUUCAUUGAGGAGGUUCACAAAGGGGUUAAAGGGAUGGUCUUGGAUGAAAAUAAUAAUGGGAUUUCCAAGGCUGUCAUUUCAGUUUCUGCUAUCAACCAUGAUAUUACUUCAGGUAUCGGUGGAGACUAUUUCCGACUGUUAUUGCCGGGGAAAUAUUUGGUCACUGCCUCAGCGCCUGGUUAUAAAGAUCAAUCUGUUCACGUCAGUGUUGGUGCUGGCGAACCAACACAGGUUGACUUCCAUUUGGUGCCAUUGUCAGCUGCACCCAGCACCGAUGUGCCUACCAUCUCGCUGCCUCCAGCCAUCACAAGCAGUGUUUCCCUUCGCAAAUUGGACCCAAGAAUGACCAAGAAGGGACCCCCGGUGCCGAGGGAACGUCGGCGUACAGGGUGGCACUUCCAUGGCCACUGAAAUCCUAAACCUCUCCUCAACUAUCAGUUGCCUUUCUGUCAAAACAAACCCUUUUUCCCCUCAACAACACUGCACGACGAAGUAUUGGGAAAACCAUGGAGUGAAGUUUCUUUGACAAGUGUUGCCUCAGGGAGGACACCUGAACAGAGAUAAUUUGUCUUUGAAGUUUUGCUGUGAUGUUGUUUAUGUUUUUAAAAAUUAAAGUUCUGCUUUUGCUUAUUUUAAUUUUAAUCCAUGACUGUGGGUUGCCAACUCUAACUGGUGUUCCUGGAGGUUUAGCACAUGACUAACAGCUGCUCCAGCCACAAGCUCUUGCCGUUGGCCACCCAAUACAUUUCUCAGUGCCCUGGCUUGUGAGGAAGUGACAAAACUCUUUAUACCCCCAAUUGGAUGGUUCUUACCUAUGGGUUGAGUUGGGUGAUGGUGGAGGAGAAAGCAAUAGUGAGAAAAAGGACAGAAGUGGGGAGAGAUGGUGGAGCGGUAAAUUAGAACCCAAGAAAAUAGGUUCAUAAUCCCACCAUGGUGAAACUCGAAUUCAGUUUUCAAAAACAAAACCUAGAAGAAUCAGCUUACCUUUGCGGUGACUGUGCAACCACCAUCGACAGUUGUAAAAAUCUAUCUAGUUCAGUAAUAUUCAGUAAUAUGAGAUUUUUGAAAUGUCAGGGAGUUGAGGGCUAUAAGGAUCUAAUUUCAAAAGAGAGGUUGAAACCUGGGGCACAACAAACAUGACAUUGUAGAAUGGUGGGCAGCUUUGAGGUAAAAAGCAGUCUACACCUACUCCUAUUUCUUCUGCCUUUGUGUCCUUCAGAGAACAAAAUCUCCCAUUCUACCCCGAACCAGACACACAGCAACGUGGUUAGCUUUCAAAUAGCCCAGAGAAUCAAUGAGAGAUGGUAUGGGAGGAUAUCUUCACAUCCUAAGCAUCUGCAGCAGUUUAAGAAGGCAACUCACCACCACCUUUUUGAGGGUAGCCAUGAUGUGGAGAUGUUGGUAUUGGUCAGAAGUCACAUGACACCAGGUUAUAGUCCAACAGGUUUAUUUAAAAUGACAAGUUUUGGAGCGCUGUUCCUAUGCCAGGAUCCACCUGACAAAGGAGCAGCGCUCAGAAAGCUUGUCAUUUUAAAUAAACCUGUUGGACUAUAACCUGGUGUCAUGUGACUUCUGACUUCUUGAAGGUCAUUAGAGGCAGGCAAUAAAUGCUAUCCCAUGGACAUUUUUAAAAAAUUACAAUAAAUGAACAAAUAUUUAUUAAGAAUUGUUUUUUAAGAAUAUAUUUUGUUUUUAUGGCUUCAAUGACUUUUCACCCUGCAUUUUGCAAGAUUCUUUGCUUGAGGAGAUGAACUUUCACUUUAGUCUUUUGGCAGUAGAGAACUUGAAACUGUUGCUGAAAAAUGACAUGUUUUGUCAAGGCCUUUGACCUUGCGCUCAUCAGGACAUUUCGCAAGAAUGCCAAUUUGUGGGGAAAGUAACAUUUAUACUGCAUCUCAGGAGAGUGUUUAUUCCACCAAUCAACGAAUUAGCUCUCACCUCUUGCAGUUUAAAUGUUGGUUUUCCCCUAGAAUCUGUAAUUCAUGAAAAUUAUCCCGAUGAUGGCAAGAUUAAAAAGCCUUUGACAAAAUGUGCCUUUUAUCAGCAAUACUCAACUCAUCACUUUCUGGUUCUCCAAGGUAAUCCUGGAGGGUUGGCGACAUCAGUUGUGAGUUAAAGUCUGAAUUUAGAUAUGACAGGGCCAAUGGAAGGUUCUUUUCCCGAAACCAGUGUUUUUGUUGACCUAUUACUUACACAACAGCCUCACCCUAUUUUCUACUCUGCCAUGAGGUUGCAGUUACUUGAUGAUUUCUUUCAACCACACAAUAAAAAAAGCCUUUUUAACUGUUUCUCUGACAGCUGGCAGGAUAGCCAACAGAAUUUGGUGGGAGUUGGGGAGGUGAAAUGGUGUGUGUCUGUCACCCAUCUAAUGUGACUAAGAGUCUCUAUGGCAGUGUUCUGCUAUGGACGAAAUGGACCCUGACCCGGUGAAGAAACACAUCAUCAACAUUAUUCCUCUUCUGCCUUGCUGUUGUGACCUUGCCCUUGGUCAAGUUGGGUUGGAGCCAAAGGGAUCUCCUUCCUCUUGGACACUCUGGCUUGACCCUGCUCCUUUUGUUUGGUUCAAUUAAGAUGGUUGAUUUUUAACCCAACUUGAAUUCCUAACGACUGACCAAAUCAUUUUUUGCCUCAGUAAUAAGUAGUACAUAAGAUAUUUAAAGGUAACAUUUAAAAUAUUGUGACAAAUGUACUGAGUCAGGUGACAUUAUGUGUGUAUCAUGAUUGUAAUCAUUCCUUGGCCAAUACAAGAUGACUGCUCACGUGAAUUUUAGCAUUAUUUGAUUGAUUCAAGAUUACAAUCAUGACAUUUUAUGGAUAGUUCAGCUAAUUCGCCCUAUAGCUGAUUGUGUAUCUAACUGUGUGGUAACUGUCCUGGGAGUGUUUAAUGGGAACAGGGCAGAGGGAGUUUUACUUUAUAUCUAACCCCAUGCCGUACGUGUGCUGGGAGUGUUUGAUGGUGACAAGGUCAAGGGAGAUUUACCC
Molecule: messenger RNA, 3997 nt
Organism: Stegostoma tigrinum
Lineage: Eukaryota; Metazoa; Chordata; Chondrichthyes; Orectolobiformes; Stegostomatidae
Gene: cpn1
Product: carboxypeptidase N, polypeptide 1
Exons: 9
Coding region: 26-1426 (466 amino acids)
Biological process (GO): proteolysis
Molecular function (GO): metallocarboxypeptidase activity; zinc ion binding
Source: RefSeq, a predicted model, not a curated record